AUGCAGGAUCCAUCUCCUCCGCCCAUCAAGAAACCAUUAUACGAAGGAAGCACACAAUUCAAGAACUGGAGAUACUCCCAUUCACGACUAGCUCAAAUCCGCUCAACGCUAAAUGAAGCCGCCGUCUCUGUAAUUCGAACCACUUUCGAGGCAUACGAACCAGGCUCCUCGGCUAAUGUUACCUUCCUUACCGCAGAUGAAGAAUCACUUCUCGUAACUUUUUAUGCUACCAUGAUCACUCAAAUAUGCGGCCGGUUCCGUUUUCCAGAGGAAGUAGAAGCAACGGCAGUCUCGUAUUUGAAAAGAUUCUACUUGAAGAACACGGUUAUGGACUGGCAUCCAAAAAACGUUAUGCUGACUGCUGUGUUUCUCGCCACCAAAACAACUAACAACCCGAUAUCGUUGGAAGUCUACACCUCACAUAUACCCAAGGCAUCUGCUUCAGAUGUGCUCGACCUUGAAUUCCUUAUCGCUCAGAGCUUGGGAUUCGAAUUCGCUGUUUGGCACGCUCAUCGUGCCCUGUGGGGUAUUUGGCUCGACCUUCAGAGUCUCCCGGACACGACUUCGAAUUCUGAAGCCACAAGGAGUCCUGUCUACACCUCAGCAGUCUCACAUGUUCGUUCUUCUCGAUUGACAGAUGCAGAACUUGUGUAUACGCCAUCUCAGGUUGCAUUGGCCGCCCUCUCCAUGGCGGACCGAGAUCUCGCUUUAAAAUGGUUGAAAUCCAAGCAAGACAAGCUUCGUUCAGAUGCAGAUCAUUCGCCCAAUAUAAUGGAAUCGAUAGACAACAUUACCAACCUCAUUAGGAAGCACGGGCAUGCCCCUGACGUUGAGGCCGUACGAGAAGUGGACAGACGGCUAAAGCUCUGCAAGAACCCAGAGAAAGUCGUUGGCACCAAGGCCUACCUCGCGAGACAAGCAGAAGAAGACAAAAAAGCAGAGGACAGGCGUAUUCGUAAAGCAGAUGUACAGAAGGAAGCUACAACAGACGGGGAUCCAUUUGGUGAGGUUCUCGCUCGCUCCAAACCUGGACUUGUCGACUACGACGACGACGACGACGACUAG
Marasmius oreades (fairy-ring Marasmius) is the source of this 1065-nucleotide messenger RNA. RefSeq lists its product as uncharacterized. Lineage: Eukaryota; Fungi; Basidiomycota; Agaricomycetes; Agaricales; Marasmiaceae. Gene Ontology annotation, biological process: regulation of transcription by RNA polymerase II; regulation of cyclin-dependent protein serine/threonine kinase activity. The record is from RefSeq and is a predicted model, not a curated record. Gene Ontology annotation, molecular function: cyclin-dependent protein serine/threonine kinase regulator activity. The transcript is spliced from 4 exons. Gene Ontology annotation, cellular component: transcription factor TFIIK complex; nucleus. The coding region runs from base 1 to 1065 and encodes 354 amino acids.